AUGCCUGGUGCUAAGCUAACCUUGGCUCUCGGUGAGUAUGGAGAAUUAGAGGUAGUCACUCCUGGUCCUGGGGUGCCACUGGAGAACUACAGGGAUCAUGUGAUGGGCAUGAUGUCAUCAGAAACUCACCACAGAACAGAUACAAUACUGAGCAAGCAAACACUAUAUUCAGCCGUCACUGAUCUCCUUGUCCCCGUGCUCACAAAGCUCCCGGAGGACACUCCUCCCCCUCUUCCCAGCUCUCCCAACCCUCUCACUACCUCCCCCCUCUCCCACCGUCACACAAAGACUUCGGGCAGUGCCAGGACACAGGGCACCCAGAGAGACAGCAGGAGUGAGGGGAUUAAGGUGGAGGGAGCUGAUGUCUGUUCACAGCUACCGUCUUCACGUGCCUACCAUGACUACAUCUGGAGAAGGGCUGACUCCGUCUUAUAGACUGCUAGGACUGUAUUGCAUAAGACCAUUAUUAACAUUUCUAUGUCCAUUAUUCCACUGGCAUUAUUUAUCAGUGAUGUACGUAUGUAUACCAUUUUAAACCUUUGCUUGUGAUUAUGAUUUUUCAUUGCACAAAUUGAGUGUAUUUCCGUGGCC
This is a messenger RNA of Geodia barretti, 591 nucleotides long. The record is from the annotation of a GenBank genome assembly. NCBI's taxonomy places the organism in Eukaryota, Metazoa, Porifera, Demospongiae, Tetractinellida, Geodiidae.